Messenger RNA from Priapulus caudatus, 4597 nucleotides. Its product is annotated as phosphatidylinositol 3,4,5-trisphosphate 5-phosphatase 2A-like. Gene Ontology annotation, molecular function: protein binding; phosphatase activity. The transcript is spliced from 28 exons. Lineage: Eukaryota; Metazoa; Priapulida; Priapulimorpha; Priapulimorphida; Priapulidae. Bases 61 to 3834 code for a protein of 1257 amino acids. The record is from RefSeq and is a predicted model, not a curated record. Gene Ontology annotation, biological process: phosphatidylinositol dephosphorylation.
CUCAUACAUGUACAUGAUCUUUCACCAGAUGUGUAUCAUAGGUUCACACAUAAAGUAAAGAUGCCACCUGGUUGGCUGCACCAGAGGAUCAGCAGAACGCGGGCGGGCGAACUCUUGCUCGAAAACUCACUAGAUGGCGCUUUUUUGGUUCGAAGCAGUGAGACUGUCGAUAAUGCAUUUGUGCUCUGUGUCUUAUUCGAAGGCACAAUUCAUCAUUACAGGAUAUUUACUGAUCCAAACGGUAGUCUGUCCAUACAGGUGCAAGAAGGAGCCAUGGUAGUAAAGUAUGACACUUUGGAUGAGCUCAUUCAAGGACACUCCAGGUUGAAUAACGGCCUCAUAACUAUGCUGAGGUAUCCUGUACUGGUGAGGGCCGCUACCACUGAUGCUCCAACCAGCACAGUGACCCACACUAACCCCGUCAUCACAGGUGGCGCUAGCGUUCCUGUCAGCUCAGCUGUCAUCAAAGCUCCUACCAACAGUGAACCCAAUGCUGGUGAUGAUUCUAGCGACGAAGAAGUUAUAGACGUGAAACGGUUUGCAUCACCGUUGCAGACAAAGCUAAAACAGAUGUCACCAGGGCGCUUCAAUGAAGAGCUGCAUAACAAACUUGAGACGUACGUCUCCAAUGGUGUCAUGGCGGACGUCGAGGCAGUCAACAGUGGACAACCACACCUGCCUUUGCUCAGAAAUGUUUUGUUUGAUUCGGCUUCUUCUUUUGCAAGUGAAGCGGAAAUCUUUCUGAAGACGCUGGACUCUCUUCGACAGCUAUUUGAUACCUCAGUGACGUCUAGUCAUAAACAACAGUUACAGUCUUCACUGCAGAGAUGUUCUUCGAUGGAGGAUUUGAUGGCAAAACUAAAGGAUUGCAUAACCGGUGUCGGCGAUCUGGAGAAGGAGGUGGUAAACUGGAUGGUGUCGCAGGAUGCCCUCUCCGUUACUUCAUCAGAAGCAUCUGUCUCACAAAUGAGCCGGUCAGUAUGCGACGAGUACUCAUACGAAUCAUCGGGAAACUGCCAAGACCCACCCGUCUCACCUCGCGUACCUGUCACAGCCUUCGAGGUGAAAGCUGUCAAUCCCAAGUUACACGUAUUUCAAACCAAUCAAAAGGCCACGCUGACGGUCGAUGCAAUGGCAGGGAAGCUGUACGCCGUGAAGCGAGACUCGACAAAGGACGUUCUAGAUGACAAAAACGUCUUCACAGACGACAGAAUAUUGCAGCUUAUCAAGUGCACGUCGAACAAGGCCAAGCUGGACAUCUGCAUCAGAGGUCGCAAGAAGGACACGUACGUGUUCACGAGCGCGCAGGAGCGCGAGAAGUUCUGUCAGCUCGUGCAGCUAAUGCACAGCAUGCACGCGACCAUCGACACCGUCGACAGCAUCUCGGUGUUUAUAGGAACCUUCAACAUGGCGGAUUCACAACCGAUGGAGUCGUUAGCCAACUGGUUGCUGUCCCACGGCAGUGGAAAGCAACGAGAUGGGGCGUUUGACUACGUGCCUCAUGACAUCUAUGUGAUAGGAACACAGGAGGGUAUCAUGGGCGAAAAGGAUUGGAUCCACAAACUUCUGUUAACACUCAAGGAUUUGCUGAUGAUCGAUUUUAUAGUGAUUGCCUGCUGUUCUCUGUGGAACAUACGCCUUGUGAUUCUGGCCAAGCCAGAACACAAGCACAGAAUCAGUCACAUUCAGCAGGCAACCGUAAAGACGGGCAUUGCUAACGCGCUGGGUAUGUUCCCGUUUGGAAACAAGGGGGCAGUUGGGAUAUCGUUCUACUACAAUGCUACCUCAUUUUGCUUUAUCAACGCCCACCUUACCUCGGGCCAUGAGCGACUACACAGGAGAAACCAGAACUUCAAGGACAUUCUGCGAGGACUGCAAGGUCUCGGCGACAAAUCGCUGAACAUGUUCGAUCUGACUAACCAGUUCCACCACGUGUUCUUCUUCGGUGACCUGAACUACCGCGUUGACUUCCAGCAAACGACUGUUGUCCAGGAGGCGGAGGCAUUGAGACUGGCGCCAGAGCCGAAAGAUUGCAGGAAACUGUUCCGUCAUGACCAGCUGACGGCUGCGCGGCAGGCGGAGGAUGCCUUCUGCCAUUUCAGUGAAGAGGAGGUGAAGUUCCCACCCACUUACAGGUUUGAAAAAGGUGACAGGAGUAGCUAUUCGUGGCAGAAAGCGAAAAAGUCGGGGAUCAGAAUCAAUCUUCCCUCGUGGACAGAUAGGGUGCUGUUAAAAUCCUUUCCCGGAACACAUAUUGUCUGCACGUCAUACGGAUGUGCAACGGACGUCAUCUGCAGUGACCACUGGCCUGUGUUUAGUUCGUACGAAGUUGGAAUCGCCACGCAGUUCCUUCCAACACAGUCCGACUCUGCCAGAAGUCGAAACGUUGUUGAAAUCGUCUUUGAGAACAUUUCCGCAGAGAUACGCACUGUGACGCACCAGUCGUUCAUGGCAGAGUUCCACUCUACUUGUCUGGAGAAGCCCAUGCUCAGCAAGCCGAAUACUAACUUUGUCUCUGAGGUGACAGGGUUCAGCUCCCCAACAUGGUCAGCUUCCGUCCUGCCCAAGCUUGUGCCAAUUUAUGGAGAUCCUGGUUAUUUAGAAGAUCAACAUAUCAUGAUAGCCAUCAAAGGAAGCAUCACAGAUGAGUAUCACGGUGAGUGUGUGGUGGCUUUGAAAGACAUGUUCAGUAUUACAGCCCAGCCUUUUGCCUGCUUUCUAAUGCACCAAGGAGACUCCACCGGCAAAAUAAGGGGUAGGAUGCACGUGAAGACAGUUCAACAUGAUGAGGCAUUCUACAGCAAGCGAUCUGCAACAAGAACUUAUGAGCUUGUGUCGUUCGAUGAGCUAGAGGAUAGCUGCAGGUACACGGACGGACCGGGUAAAAGCAGCGGCCACCUCCCCAAGAAACAUCAGUCCAUGUUGGAGCCAACGGCCAGUAAUUUCCCAGACCUGGCAUGCAGGCCCAACACUGCUUUCCUGGAGCACACCAACGUCUACGAGCCUGUGCAAGCGAAAAGUGCCACCGUGUUCUACGAUUUACCACCCGAUUGUAAACCGACAGUAGAGGACAGCAAAGCAUUCAGCAACAACAUUGCUCAGCCGAUCUUGCCACCUGAAGAAUCACCAGGCCCACCGAUCCCACAGCGGUCUACACAUGUUGACACCUCCAUGGCUCUCUUCCAAUUCGGGGAACUGGAGAGCUUGCUGGCAGCAGAAGAGAAGUCACUGAGUCAAGCAGAGGCUGCGCCGAAAGUAGCCGAACGUCGCAAUUCCUUGUAUGACAAUCAUCCUGAUCCUGAGUUCAGUUGUGUGGCACUGGAUGAAGGUACACCUGCAGAGUCUAGGGGCUUAUCAACACUAACUCCUCAGGACCAGCAAGUGUUGUCUGCGCGAGAGUGGAGCCCCGGCGUCUCGCAGUCGUCUCAGCCCGUGCCAAAGCCUCGAACGAGGUCUCGGGCCUCCAACGUGGGGGCUCCGGGGGAAGUGGAUGCCGUCGCGUCAUCGCCGACCGCUGCCGCCUCCGGAAAUACUCUACGCUACGCUCAGGCUGCCAUCUACGAUACGCCGAAACCCCGGCCACAGGCCCCUGCGAAGCCUCAAGUUCCCAAGCGCUUCCACGACUCGGCAGCUACGAGGAAGAUGACAACAAUCGGAGACUGGCUGUCGGUGAUCAACUUGCAGCAGUACACCAACCGCUUCCUCUUCAAGGGCUGGGACUCCUUGGAGUUCAUCACAGACCUGACCAAAGAAGAUCUGGAGGAAAUGAAUGUGAGCAAUGUCGAGCAUCAGGACACUAUACUGAACAGCAUAAAGGAGCUGUUUUCGCAUUAGACAGAAGACUGCGGUGGCUGAGUGCUGUGGAUUCAUCCCAACGUUGUUUUCACAUGCGUGUUGCCAGUAGCUUUUUUAUUUUCUUUCGUGGAAGAAAGGACAUGUUAAAGCUGGCUCAGCAUAUAGACUAGUAGUCAAUAGCAGCACUCAUUUGUGCCUUUAGACCAUCAUGCGGCGAUCAAACAAUGUAGGGAUUUUAAACCAGCAUAUCCUAGUUCCAGACCAGUACAUUACUCAAUACUAGCUUAGGGGCUGAGACAAGAUGACAGGGAUAUAUAAACAUUCAACCCUGUUGGAAAAACCAGACCUGAUGGCAUGAGUGUUGACAAAUCAUAAUCCUUUCUUCGUAAGAAAGUCUAGAAACCAUUCGAGUCGUGAUGGUCAAAUGCACCGACGUUUUCUAGAUUAACUUGCGUUUUGCUUCAAGCAUCACCAGAAUUUAUUAGUCUCUGCCCAUUAUGUAUACUAUUUAGACAGACAUUUAUGGUUUCAUCAAUCAUGCUUCCUGCAGUAAUGCAUUCAUUGUGAAGUCCAACGCUGCGAAAUUUAGCUGCUGUUCCAAUGUGUGUGUGUUCUUGGAAAGAGAGGAAUGGUGAAUUAAUAAUCAAUAUUUUGUUUCUGAUCAUAUCACUUGCGAAAUGUGGGCAGCUAAAUGUAUUGCUGUGCUCUUACUGUUUUUCCCCUGCUGUGAUGUUAAACUGAUUUGGAAUAAGUCUUAUCCCCGUGUUUAUAGAUAUAUAUAUAUAUAUAUAUAUAUAUAUAU